AUGGCUACGAAGGCGUUAAAAGCACUACCACACGAGAAGCGCAAAGGCGAAUCGGCUCUUAGCGAAUUUGCCGAAUAUGUUGAACAGCAACAGAACAUACGAUUCCCUACUGCCCACCUGACCUCCGCCGACUCGACCGAGCACCAUGAAGAACUCGACGAUCUUUUUGACUCCUUGGAUCUGGCAGACACUAGCACUCGAAUAUAUAUGAAGCCGCUUCUCCUCGGUGCUGACGAAGCGUCAAUAGCUCAGCUGCAGAACCUCAUGGUCGAGCGAAUAGAGGAAGGCCAGGGAGAGGCCAUCAUGGAGCUGGGCUAUGAGAAUAGUGGCGAAUCGAUGAACCUGACGCUGGACGAAUGGAACAUUGCCCACGACACACUCAAGACAGCCGCCAAAAAUAUCGACGCCAGCUGCCAGCUGCUGCUGACUAUCAAUGUCGGCGGUGAAGCCGAGGCGGCAAGCACAACCACCGCUCCAACGAAGGACAAGAGCUGCAGUGGUAAAGUGCUGCUUCGCCGAGCGCCAAAGAAAAUCGAAGAGGCCAUCGAGACGCGAAUAGCCGUAGUGGGCAAUGUUGAUGCCGGUAAAAGUUCGCUCCUGGGUGUCCUUGUUAAAGGGGAUCUUGACGAUGGACGAGGAAAGGCUCGCGUUAAUCUCUUCCGCCAUAAACAUGAGAUUGAAUCUGGGCGAACCAGCUCUGUCGGCAUGGAGAUCCUGGGCUUUGACGCCACGGGCAAAGUUGUCACUUCUGACGUUCCUGGGCGAAAACUGUCUUGGGAAGAGAUCGGAAAGCGAAGUGCCAAAGUCAUCACCUUUACCGAUCUUGCUGGCCACGAAAAGUACCUGCGCACUACAGUUUUUGGCAUGCUUUCCAGCAGCCCAAACUACUGUGUCCUCAUGGUUGCCGCAAACCACGGCCUAACGGCGAUGAGCAAAGAGCAUCUUGGCAUUGCGCUGGCACUCAAUGUUCCGGUCAUGGUCAUAAUCACCAAAAUUGACAUCUGCCCACCCCACGUUCUCGAGGAGAGCAUAAAGCAGAUUACCAAAAUCAUGAAGAGCCCCGGAGCGCGCAAGAUCCCAACCUUUAUCAAAGACCGUGAGGACUGCAUCAAUACCGCAACACAGUUUGUCAGUCAUCGAAUAUGUCCCAUUUUCCAGGUCUCCAAUGUCACUGGCCAGAAUCUCGAUCUUGUGCGCCUCUUUUUCAAUAUCCUUCCUCAUCACGGAAGGUACAAUUCCGAGGGCCCGUUCGAGUUUCAAGUCAAUGAUACCUUCUCUGUACCCUUCACCGGGACAGUAGUGUCUGGAAUCAUCAAAUCGGGUGUCAUUCACGAGGGCGAUACUGUUGUCAUUGGCCCGGACUCGCUUGGCCAGUUCAUGCCCACUGCGAUUCGCUCAAUCGAACGCAAGAGGCUUCGAGUCCCUGCGGCAUCUGCUGGUCAGUCCGUCUCCUUUGCUUUGAAAAAGGUGAAGAGAAAAGACGUACGAAAAGGCAUGGUUGUUCUCCCGAAACCCGAAGGCGAGGUGCCGCCCGUGGUCCACCGAGACUUUGUAGCUGAAGUCCUCAUCCUCUCGCAUGCUACUACUAUCAAGAAAAAGUACCAGGCGAUGCUGCAUGUCGGACCAGUCUCCCAGACAUGUGCCAUCAUCGACAUUGAUAGGGAGCUCAUCCGCACGGGUGAUCGGGCGACGGUCGCAUUUCGUUUCGUGCAACGGCCCGAGUACCUAGCUCCGGGCGACAGGCUGCUAUUCCGUGAGGGGCGAACGAAAGGCCUCGGCAUUGUGAAGUCGGUGGGCUACGACCCGGAGCAUCCUCUCAAUAAGGAGGCUGCGGCGAACAAUGGCGCCAGGACGGGAGCUGGGCAGACGACGGGGAGGUAA
Molecule: messenger RNA, 1881 nt
Organism: Cordyceps militaris CM01
Lineage: Eukaryota; Fungi; Ascomycota; Sordariomycetes; Hypocreales; Cordycipitaceae
Product: GTP-binding protein 1
Exons: 5
Coding region: 1-1881 (626 amino acids)
Biological process (GO): translational elongation
Molecular function (GO): translation elongation factor activity; GTPase activity; GTP binding
Source: RefSeq, a predicted model, not a curated record